Messenger RNA from Raphanus sativus (radish), 2622 nucleotides. RefSeq names its product phospholipase D gamma 1-like. Bases 133 to 2598 code for a protein of 821 amino acids. Gene Ontology annotation, cellular component: plasma membrane. Gene Ontology annotation, biological process: phospholipid catabolic process; phosphatidylcholine metabolic process. Lineage: Eukaryota; Viridiplantae; Streptophyta; Magnoliopsida; Brassicales; Brassicaceae. Gene Ontology annotation, molecular function: calcium ion binding; D-type glycerophospholipase activity. The transcript is spliced from 10 exons. The record is from RefSeq and is a predicted model, not a curated record.
GUCCCCUUCCUCUAUAUAUAGUUCAUGGUUUGGGUCUGAAUCUUUAUCUCAAAGGGUCUCACUAAACUUUUCUUUGCUCAAGAUUAGAUCCAACUACGUCUUUUUUUUCUUUUCGUUUUUAAACCAAGACUAAUGUCAAUGGAAGGGUCAAGUACCUGGAGCUCUGUGAGGGGGGAACUGUUACACGGUAACUUAGAAAUUUGUGUUAAGGAGGCUAAAAAUCUUCCUAACAUGGAUCGGUUCCGGAUGUAUAAGAGGAACAGUACAAGUGAUCCGUUCGUGAGUGUCUCUAUCGCAGGUGCAAAGAUCGGCACAACUUUUGUGAUCGACAACAAUGAGAAUCCUCUGUGGAUGCAGCAUUUCUAUGUACCGGUGGCUCAUACUGCUAUGGAGGUUAAGUUUGUGGUAAAAGACAGUGACAAAUUUGGAGCCAAGUUCAUAGGAGAAGUUGGAAUCCCAACCGAGGAGUUGUGUUCAGGGAAUAAGAUCGAAGGGUUGUUUCCGAUACUUAACAGUAGUGGGAAGCCAUGUAAAAAGGGUGCUGUGUUGAGUUUGUCUAUUCAAUACACUCCAGUUGAAAUGAUGAAAGUUUACCAAAUGGGUGUUGGUAAUGAGUGCGGAGGAGUUCCGGGUACAUACUUCCCUUUGAGAAAAGGCGGUAGGGUUACUCUAUAUCAAGAUGCUCAUGUUGAAGACGGGACACUUCCGAGUGUAGAUCUCGAUGGUGGGAUCCAGUAUAUACAUGGAAAGUGCUGGGAAGAUAUGGCUGAUGCAAUUAGACAGGCGAGGAGGUUGAUUUAUAUCACAGGUUGGUCAGUUUACCAUCCGGUUAGGCUGGUUCGUCGCAAUAAUGAUCCGACCGAUGGUACAUUAGGGGAUUUGCUUAAAGCAAGAUCUAAAGAAGGUGUUAGAGUUUUGCUAUUGGUGUGGAAUGAUCCAUCUUCAUGGAGCUUACCAAAGUACAUAAAACAAGGAGUUAUGAACACAAGCGAUGAGGAGACUCGUCAUUUUUUCAAGAACUCGUCGGUGCAAGUGAUUAUUUGUCCUAGAUCUGGUGGGGAAGGUCACCACAGCUUCGUAAAAAAACAGGAGGUUGAAACUAUCUACACACAUCAUCAAAAAACUGUGAUCGUAGAUGCUGAUGCAGGUCAGGGCCGAAGAAAGAUCGUAGGGUUUGUUGGAGGGCUAGACAUGUGCAACGGACGUUUUGAUACUCCUAACCAUCCUCUCUUUACGACAUUGAAGACACUCCAUAAAGAUGACGUCCAUAGCCCAAAUUUUGUGCCUAAUGCUGAUGGACCAAGACAACCGUGGCAUGAUCUACACAGCAAAAUUGAUGGUCCAGCUGCAUAUGACCUGCUUAUUAAUUUUGAACAACGCUGGGAAAAAGCUUUAAAGAAACAGCACAAAAUUUGGAAACAUCGGUCCUGUUCUGAUGAUGCUUUGCUCAAGAUUAACAUGAUACCUGAAAUCAUGGGACUAUCAGAAGUUUCUUCUACUAAUGAUAGUGAUCCAGAGUCUUGGCAUGUUCAGGUUUUCCGUUCAAUUGAUUCAACCUCAGUAAAAGGAUUUCCAAAGGACCCAAAGGAGGAUAGUGGAAGGAAUCUUCGAUGUGGGAAGAAUAUACUCAUAGACGUGAGCAUACACACGGCUUAUGUUAAGGCCAUAAGAUCUGCUCAGCAUUUCAUUUACAUUGAAAACCAAUAUUUUUUUGGAUCAUCAUUCAACUGGGGUUCACAUAAGGACCUCGGUGCUAAUAAUCUAAUCCCUAUGGAAAUCGCGCUUAAGAUUGCUAGUAAGAUUAGAGCUAGGGAGAAGUUUGCUGCUUAUAUUGUCAUUCCAAUGUGGCCAGAAGGUGAUCCAACACAUAUGUUUUUGCAGAGCAUUCUAUACUGGCAGUAUAAAACCAUGCAAAUGAUGUAUCAAACUAUCUACACGGCACUUGUGGAAGCUGAACUUGAUGAUCAAUAUGAGCCACAAGACUAUUUGAACUUUUUCUGUCUUGGAACCAGAGAGGCUGCUGAUGUAACAGUUAGCAAACAUAGUUCUCGGAAUCAACCUACGAAAAAUGUAAAGCCAAAUGCCGCACAGGUACAAGCUUUAAAGAGUCGAAGAUUCAUGAUAUAUGUGCAUUCCAAAGGUAUGGUUGUGGACGACGAGUUUGUCUUAAUUGGUUCUGCGAAUAUCAACCAACGAUCCUUAGAAGGAACUAGAGACACUGAAAUCGCCAUGGGAGGGUAUCAACUACACCAUUCAUGGGCUAAGAAAGGCUCUCGUCCACGUGGUCAGAUCUUUGGAUAUAGAAUGUCGCUGUGGGCAGAACAUCUAGGGUUUCUAGAGCAAGGUUUUGAGGAGCCAGAGAACAUGGAAUGUGUGAGACGAGUUAGGCAUUUGAGUGAGCUCAACUGGAGACAGUAUGCAGCAGAGAAAGUCACAGUGAUGACAAGUCAUCUUCUAAAGUAUCCAGUUCAAGUCGAUAGAACAGGCAAAGUAAGUUAUCUUCCUGGAUGCAAGACAUUCCACGAUGUUGGUGGCAAGAUCAUAGGGCACGUUUUAUGGGCUGGAAUGAAACCUCAUCAUCUGGAAAUUACCUUGUAGUGCCAAAAUAUGAUCUAAUAUAAA